AUGGCCUCAUCGACAACGGCCCGGCCGGCCGGGCGGUGUGUUCCAGAGUCGUCCAAGCCCAACCUGUGCAACAAGGUGAAGACCCUGACCCUGGAGUCGCCCGAGCUGGUCUCGGACCUGGCGCAGGACCUCGGGGUGCUGGCCGUGCAGGCGGUGCCGCCCGCCCUCCGGGACUGGGUGGGCGCCGACGACCUGCCGCUGCUGCCCAGCGCGCCGCUGCACCUGGUCGACGUCUGCUUCGUGGUGGAGGGCCACACCUUCCUGUGCCACAAGGUGUUCUUCGCGCUGCGCAGCGAGUACUUCAAGGCCCUGUUGACGGACCACUUCUGUGAAGCGGAGCAGUCCAGCGACGGCAUCCCCCGCAUCCACAUUCACGGCGUGCACCCGCAGGUGUUCGCCGCUAUCGUGCACUACGUGUACACGAACCAGGUCAUCACUGAGCUUCCAGAGAGGCUGCUCCUCGAGCUCCUUACUACAGCCGAUAUGUACCUACUCCCGGGUUUACAGAGAGCUUGUGGCCAAGUGUUAGCGAACAGGCUCUCAAUUCAUAAUGUGCUGACACAGAUGCGGCUAGCCCGAUUCUUCGACCUCCAGCAGCUGGAGAACCAGUGCUCCAGCUUUAUUGCAGCUCACAUUGAGAAGGUACCAGCAAGCAUUUUUGGAUGCAUUUCAGAAUUUAUAUUGAAAAUGAUAGACAUGCCUGAGUUACAUGAGCUGAUUUUGCAAGAUGCGGAUGAAGUUGAAGGACGUCAAGAAACAGAUACUAUCCCAAUUAUUGACGAUAUUCGUUAUCAUAUAACAUUGGCAGUCCAGGAUAUGAGUUCCAUGAGUGAAGCUCAAGACAAGCUUCGCAUCAUAGACAACUUGUUGGAAGAGCUAGGACUUGAUGCUUAG
Messenger RNA from Frankliniella occidentalis (western flower thrips), 894 nucleotides. Its product is annotated as ankyrin repeat and BTB/POZ domain-containing protein 1. Gene Ontology annotation, cellular component: ubiquitin ligase complex; cytoplasm. The coding region runs from base 1 to 894 and encodes 297 amino acids. Lineage: Eukaryota; Metazoa; Arthropoda; Insecta; Thysanoptera; Thripidae. Gene Ontology annotation, molecular function: protein binding. The record is from RefSeq and is a predicted model, not a curated record. The transcript has 4 exons.